Molecule: messenger RNA, 965 nt
Organism: Megachile rotundata (alfalfa leafcutting bee)
Lineage: Eukaryota; Metazoa; Arthropoda; Insecta; Hymenoptera; Megachilidae
Source: RefSeq, a predicted model, not a curated record
CAUAAUUUAAAAAACAUGAAAGCCAGAUUUGUAACCGCUGUACAGAGUGUAAAUUUAGAAAUUUCGGAAAAGAACAAAGAGUUUAGUGUUUUGUUAAAGAUACAGUAUUUAAGACAGUAUUUAUUGGUGAAAAACAUGUGGACCGUAGAAAAGACAUUAAAAUUAAUCGAGGACCUGCGCCGCGAACCGUGUUUAUGGGACAGGAAAUGUGAAGAGUUUAAAAAUAAAGAAAAAAAGAGAGACGCUAUGAACAAUUUAGCUGAAAAGAAUGGGGUGACUUCUGCUGAAUUGGAACGAAAAAUUCAUAGUAUGAAAACACAGUUUUAUCGUGAAAGAAGGAAAUUAUUUAAUACCAAACGGUCUAACGCGGCAUCGAAAAAUUCAAAUUGGUUUGGAUAUAUGCCAUUAAUGUUUUUAAUACGAAAAAGCGAAACAAAGUCUAGUAACGUUCAAAGUACGAACGUUAAAGAGGAACAAAUUGAAGUAGAGAGCACUAAUACUGAAGUCGAAACGACAAAUGACACAGAUCAAACAGAAAAUGAAAAUGAUGUAGAAAAUGUCUUCCCGAUUCCAGAAUAUGGUGGACAUGAAGUACAACAGAAUGGAAACAAUGUCGAUAGUACGCAGUUGUUGGAGUGUUCAAAAUGUCUGACUAUGUCCACUCGUGAUGAAUUAUCAACUUUUGGAGAAUACAUUGCAUGUACAUUGAGAAACUGUAAUAGGCAACGCAAAGAAAUCGCAAUAGCACAGCAUCAAAUUAGCAAUAUUCUAUUUAAUUUAGAAAUGGGUGUGUACAGUAAUGUAAUUCAACAACAAUCUAGACAGUGUGCUGAUACAGAUGGUGAAAGAGCUACUGAUGAUACCCAACUGGUUGUUGACAGUUAGAACAGUAAUUGCAUUGUACAAAGUCACUUGUAUAAAUGUAUAUAUGUACAUACAAAUUUUUUUCUUUUGUUGCUGUCAGA